CAAAAUAUCAGUGUUAUGGAAUUUGUGACAUCGGCAUUAGGUGUUUAUAAGUGGUCGUGCGGGUGUAGGCCCAGCAUACGGUGGGCAGGACUAAGUGGAGCGGAGUGGAGAAAGUGUUGGUGGUCUGGCCUGUCUGCGGUCUGUAGUGUGUGCGGUGCAGGCGCGUCGUCACCGCCAUUCGUCCUCCUCCUUACACGCUGUGACCGUCUCCUCAUAUUAAUCGCGAUGAAUUGGGCUGUUCUGUUGGUGUGCCUGGUCGGCUGGACAAGCUGUCAGGCCGCGACCAUGGUUGAACCUCAAGAGAAAGAGAAAGGGCUCAUCGAAUGGAUCAGUAAUCUACUUGGGAACAACCCAACUUCCACUACUGUCAAGCCCGUUUAUCAGGACCCUCCCAGCAAUUGUCCUGCUUGUCAAUGUGGUUUAGCGCGAACAAAGCGCCGUAUAGUUGGUGGGUACGAGACAAAAGAACGUGAAUAUCCCUGGAUGGCGAUGCUGAUGUACAACGGAAGAUUUUUCUGUGGUGGAUCCCUCAUUAACGAUCUCUAUGUCCUCACAGCUGCACAUUGCACUGGGUACCGCAAGGAGCGCAUCACCAUUCGGUUGUUGGAACACGACACGUCCAACGCCAACGAGACGAAGACUAUCGACAGGAAGGUAGCGGCCGUCAUCAGACAUCAGCGGUACAAUCCUGGCACAUACGACAAUGAUAUUGCUCUAAUGAGGCUUGAUGAAAGGUUGGACUUGAGCACUGCAGUAAAACGAAUCCGCCGGGAUGAAGAUGGUACUACCCCAGCGACUGAAGAAACUACUGCAACGCCAGACCCGGCUGAUGACGUCAGAGUGAGACCUGUCUGCUUGCCUACACCAGGACUGUCAUUCACACGGGAGUGUGCCGUGGUCAUAGGCUGGGGUGUCACGGACGAAGGAGGAUCCGUCUCCAAUACGCUGCAAGAGGUGAAGGUACCAAUCGUGUCGAAUGCGGAGUGCAGAGAUCGAUCAUACGGCAGGCGGAUCACAGACAACAUGAUGUGUGCUGGUGAGCCUGAUGGUGGCCGUGACGCCUGUCAGGGUGACUCCGGAGGUCCCCUACAUGUCUUCAAUCAAACCACUGAGAGAUACCAGGAAGUCGGCGUGGUGUCUUGGGGAGAGGGUUGCGCAAGGCCCGACAAAUAUGGCGUGUACUCGAGGGUCAAUCGAUACCUGACGUGGAUUAAGAGCAACACGGCCGACGCCUGCUACUGCAACUAAAUGGCAAUGUUCAAUCACAUGUAAAAGUGACGCGACAAAGUUAUGACAAUAGUGAUGGACUCAGUUAUUUAUUUUACAGAAUUAGGUACCUGUAAGUUGGAGUGCGAGAUAUAGAUGUUUAAAAAAUAAAUACAAAUACAUAGUUGGUUUUUCUAGCUAGUUUUGUGUGCAGUGCUUGUAGGACGAAAUUGUUUUUAUGUAAAUCCUACAAUAUGUUUUAAUUGUAAAAUUAUAAAUAGCAAUUAAAAUGUCUGAAAUGUUUCAAAGUAAUGACCCUACCCUAUUUUUAUUUAAUCUAUUAAACAGUAGCCGAGUUCUAUCAGUGUACAUUUAAUAUUUGGUUGCAUUUUUGUAACUUUGUCCCUCAACUUUUGCAUUAUCUAGGUAGCUCUCUAUUAUUGUAAACAAUAGUAUUUAUUUAAUAAAUAAUUUGGGAAGAUUUA
Messenger RNA from Spodoptera frugiperda (fall armyworm), 1691 nucleotides. RefSeq names its product trypsin-like (gene P37k). Gene Ontology annotation, molecular function: serine-type endopeptidase activity. The transcript is spliced from 7 exons. NCBI's taxonomy places the organism in Eukaryota, Metazoa, Arthropoda, Insecta, Lepidoptera, Noctuidae. The record is from RefSeq and is a predicted model, not a curated record. Gene Ontology annotation, biological process: proteolysis. The coding region runs from base 16 to 1248 and encodes 410 amino acids.